Otolemur garnettii (small-eared galago) is the source of this 1431-nucleotide messenger RNA. RefSeq names its product matrix metallopeptidase 10 (gene MMP10). Gene Ontology annotation, biological process: extracellular matrix organization; collagen catabolic process; proteolysis. Gene Ontology annotation, cellular component: extracellular matrix. The transcript is spliced from 10 exons. NCBI's taxonomy places the organism in Eukaryota, Metazoa, Chordata, Mammalia, Primates, Galagidae. The record is from RefSeq and is a predicted model, not a curated record. The coding region runs from base 1 to 1431 and encodes 476 amino acids. Gene Ontology annotation, molecular function: metalloendopeptidase activity; zinc ion binding.
AUGAAGCAUCUGGCCAUCCUUGUGCUGUGGUGUCUGCCAUUCUGCUCAGCUUAUACCUUGAAGAGGGCUGCAAAGGAGGACGCCAGCAUGGGUCUUGUCCAGAAAUAUCUAGAAAACUACUAUAGUCUCACAAAAGAAGUAAGACAGUUUUUCAGAAGAAGAGACAGUGACUCUCUUGUUGGAAAAAUCCAAGAAAUGCAGAAGUUCCUUGGGUUGGAGGUGACGGGGAAGCUGGACUCCAGCACCCUGGAGGUGAUGCACAAGCCCAGGUGUGGCGUCCCCGAUGUCAGGCACUUCAGCACCUUUCCCGGCAUGCCGAAGUGGAGGAAAACCCACCUGACUUACAGGAUUGUGAAUUAUACACCAGAUUUGCCAAGAGACGCUGUUGAUUCUGCCAUUGAAAGAGCUCUGAAAGUCUGGGAGGAGGUGACUCCACUCACAUUCUCCAGGGUGUAUGAAGGAGAGGCGGACAUAAUGAUUUCUUUCGCAGUUGGAGAACAUGGAGACUUUUUGUCUUUCGAUGGACCAGGAGAGAGUUUGGCUCACGCCUAUCCACCUGGUCCUGGGGUUUAUGGUGAUGUUCACUUUGAUGAUGACGAGAAAUGGACGGAGGAUGCCUCAGGGACCAAUUUAUUCCUGGUUGCUGCUCAUGAACUUGGCCACUCCCUGGGUCUCUUCCACUCGGCCAACACUGAAGCGCUGAUGUACCCAGUCUACAACUCACUCACAGACCUGGCCCGGUUCCGCCUUUCUCAAGACGAUGUGGACGGCAUUCAGUCCCUCUAUGGACCUCCCCCUGCCUCCUCUGAUGACACCCCGGUGCCCACGGAAUCUGUCCCUCCGCAACCUGAGACACCAGCCAUGUGUGAUCCCGCUUUGUCCUUCGACGCAGUCAGUACCCUGAGGGGAGAAGUCUUGUUCUUUAAAGACAGAUAUUUCUGGCGCAGGACCCACUGGAACGUCAGACCUGAGUUUCAUCUGAUUUCUGCAUUUUGGCCCUCUCUGCCAUCGGACUUGGACGCAGCAUAUGAAGAUCGUAGGAAGGAUACUGUUUUCAUUUUUAAAGGAAAUCGGUUCUGGGCAGUCAGAGGAAAUGAGGUACAAGCCGGUUACCCAAGAAGUAUCCAUAUUCUGGGUUUUCCUCCAACCAUAAGGAAAAUUGAUGCUGCUGUUUCUGAUAAGGAAAAGAAGAAAACCUACUUCUUUGUGGAGGACAAAUACUGGAGAUUCGAUGAAAAUAGCCAGGCCAUGGAGCAAGACUUCCCCAGACUAAUAGCUGAGGACUUCCCAGGAGUUGAACCCAAGGUUGAUGCUGCAUUACAGGCAUUCGGAUUUUUCUAUUUCUUCAGUGGAUCGUCACAGUUUGAGUUUGACCCCAACGCCAGGACGGUGACACACGUACUAAAGAGUAACAGCUGGUUACAUUGUUAG